Pseudopipra pipra is the source of this 2109-nucleotide messenger RNA. RefSeq names its product F-box protein 7 (gene FBXO7). Gene Ontology annotation, molecular function: protein kinase binding. Gene Ontology annotation, biological process: positive regulation of autophagy of mitochondrion. The record is from RefSeq and is a predicted model, not a curated record. The transcript has 9 exons. The coding region runs from base 171 to 1769 and encodes 532 amino acids. Lineage: Eukaryota; Metazoa; Chordata; Aves; Passeriformes; Pipridae.
UGCCGCGACAACCAAAACAACGGCGCGGCCCGGCCCGGCCCGGCAGCCCUUGCGCCCGCGCCUUGCCGCCACCUUCCCCACUGUCGCCGCCGCCGUCCGGCGGGGCCCGCUCGGGGCGCGAGGGGGGAGCGGAGACACUCCCCCCAUACCCCGGUGGCGCCGCCGCCGCGAUGAAGCUCCGCGUGCGGCUGCAGAAGCGAACGGCGGCCCUGGAGCUGCCGGGGGCGGAGCCAACGCUGGGGGAGCUGCGCGCGCAGCUGCGCGCGGCCCUGCUGCCCGCCUGGGGGUACAGUUCUGAUACCAAGUUUUCAAUAACAUUGAACAGAAAAGAUGCUCUCACAGAGGAUCAGAAGACCUUAGCUUCGUACGGGAUUGUUUCUGGUGAUUUGAUAUGCUUACUUCUAGAAGAAGCAGAUGGGCAACCCAGCCUACCUCCUCCUCCUUCUGCUCCUACUUCUCCUCCUCCCCCACUUCAGAAUGGUCGUGAGCCGUCCACCUUGACCCCCAACAACAGUGAGGCAAACAGUCCAAAAGAAGAAGGGCAGAAUGAACAAUCUGACAACCAGAAAGCUCAGGGGGAAGUUCAAAAGAGUGAUGAGAGGGCAGGAUCCAGCUUAGAAUUUCCUUCUGGAUUAGUCCCAGAAGAUGUUGACCUGGAAGAAGGUACAGGCUCCUAUCCCUCGGAACCCAUGCUGUGCAGUGAAGCUGCUGAUGGUGAAAUACCCCAUUCCUUGGAGAUGCUCUACCUUUCUGCUGAGUGUACUAGUGCCACUGAUGCCUUGAUUGUUCUGGUUCAUCUGCUCAUGAUGGAGACAGGCUAUGUACCUCAGGGGACAGAAGCCAAGGCAGUCUCUAUGCCAGAGAAAUGGAGGGGGAAUGGUGUUUAUAAGCUACAGUACACACAUCCCCUUUGCGAGGAAGGUUCUGCUGGUUUGACUUGUGUGCCUCUGGGAGAUCUUGUUGCUAUUAAUGCAACAUUAAAAAUCAACAACGAGAUUAGAAGUGUUAAGAGGAUCCAGCUAUUGCCAGCAUCCUUUGUUUCCUUUCAGGACCCAGAGAAGGUUGCAGGUGUUUACAAAGACCUUCAGAAGUUAUCCCGUCUCUUUAAAGACCAGCUGGUUUACUCUCUCCUGGCUGCUGCCCGACAAGCUCUGAACUUGCCAGAUGUGUUUGGGUUAGUGGUCCUUCCUCUUGAGCUCAAGCUUCGGAUUUUCAGGCUUCUAGAUGUCCGUUCACUCAUCUCUCUCUCUGCUGUUUGCCGUGAUCUUUACACAGCUUCAAAUGACCAGCUUCUGUGGAGGUUUAUGUAUCUGCGGGAUUUCCGAGAUCCUAUUGCAAGGCCUCGUGAUACAGACUGGAAAGAACUAUACAAGAAAAAGUUGAAACAGAAGAAGGAGGCCCUGAGAUGGAGGCACAUGAUGUUUCUGCCCCCUAUACCUCAUCCAAUCCCCUUUCAUCCUAACCCAUUCUAUCCUAAUCCCUUUCCUCCCAACCCAUUCCCAUCAAACCCAAUCUAUCCCCCAAUGAUCAUUGGUGGAGAAUAUGAUGAGAGACCAACACUUCCGUAUGUUGGAGACCCAAUUAACUCACUCAUUCCUGGCCAGGGAGAAGCACCAGGUCAGUUUCCUCCAUUCAGACCACCCUUUGACCCUAUUGGUUCCUUGCCUGGAGCAAGCCCUACGCUUCCAGGACGAGCUGGUCCCAAUGACAGGUUUCCACCCAGACCCAGCCGGGGCCGCCCCAUGGACAUUCGCCGUGCGUUCAUUUGAUCGAGGCUUUUUCCUGCAGUGAGUUUUCUAGUCGCUGAGCUUGCUUCCUAACUGCAGGAGAUUGCAAAUCCCAGGCACUAACACCUGCCUUCUCUUCAGAUUGUGUCAAGAACAUGUGUGCAUGGUAGUGUUCCAGCCAAAAAGGCUGGGUUUGUUUUGUGCUCUGGUAGUGCUGUACCACCUGGCACUCAGGUCUGUUUCACAAAGAGCUACAACUUAGAGCAGUUUGUUCUCCUUCCCCUCCUCCUUGCCCUUAGUUGUCUGUGAAGUGCCACUUACAGACCAGAAGGAUACCGACCAAAUACUUGCUGCAUCAGAUAAAGAGCACUUUAAAUACAAA